Messenger RNA from Camellia sinensis, 3278 nucleotides. It is a transcript of the gene CLV1, whose product is annotated as Leucine-rich receptor-like protein kinase family protein. Gene Ontology annotation, biological process: protein phosphorylation. The record is from RefSeq and is a predicted model, not a curated record. Gene Ontology annotation, molecular function: protein kinase activity; receptor serine/threonine kinase binding; ATP binding. Lineage: Eukaryota; Viridiplantae; Streptophyta; Magnoliopsida; Ericales; Theaceae.
CACAAUGCAGCUUCCUGCUGUUAUAUAUUUGAACUGCCCAAUGCGAUAAUACGCGUCGCGUCUCGUCUCUGAAACAACCAAAGCAAAGCCAACAGUGGAAACCCAGAAAGAGCCAGAGAUGAGAACACUUUCGUGUGAUCUUCUUCUGCUCCUCCAUAUUUUUGCUAUCUCUCUCUUAUUUUCACGCUCUUCUCGUGCCUACUCUGACCUUGAACUUCUGUUGAAGCUCAAGUCCUCCAUGAUCGGCCCGUCUGGCUCAGGACUCGAUGACUGGGUUUCAGACUCCCCAUCUUCAUCUCCCACCUCGCAUUGUUUUUUCUCUGGAGUUUCAUGUGACGAGCACUCACGAGUCACCUCUCUCAAAAUCUCUUCUCUCCCUCUGUUCGGAACCAUUCCGCCGGAGAUUGGCCUUUUCACCAGUCUAAUCAAUCUCACUCUCGUCGCCGACAAUCUCACCGGUCAUUUACCGAUUGAGAUGUCGAAAUUAACCGCUAUCAAGUUCAUAAACCUCUCAAGCAACACCUUCAUCGGUGAGUUCCCCGGAGAAGUCGUUGCCACCAUGUCGGAGCUUGAAUCGCUCGACGUGUACAACAACAACUUCACCGGGAAGCUCCCGACGGAGUUUGCGAAGCUGAAGAAACUGAAAACUCUUCAUCUCGGCGGAAACUUCUUUUACGGCGAGAUUCCGGAGGCUUUUACUGAGAUACAGAGCUUGGAGAGCUUAGGGUUACAGGGAAACGAACUUACCGGGACCAUUCCGGCGAGUCUGGCUCGGCUGUCGAAUCUUCAAGAACUCUGUCUCGGUUACUUUAAUCAGUACGAAGGAGGUAUUCCUCAUGAGUUAGGAUUGAUGACAAAUCUCCGACUCCUUGAUCUCGGUGGCUGUAACGUCUCCGGUGAGAUUCCUGCGAGUCUGAGCAAUUUGAAGAUGCUUCACACUCUGUUUCUCCAAUUCAAUCAACUCACAGGUCUCAUUCCUCCAGAACUCGCCGGUUUAGUCAGUCUCAAAUCACUCGAUCUUUCCGUUAAUUUUCUCACCGGAGAAAUUCCGAAGAGCUUCUCUGAAUUGCAGAACCUUACGCUAAUCAAUCUGUUUCGCAACAAUCUUGAGGGUCCAAUCCCUUCGUUCAUCGGAGUCCCGAAUCUCGAGGUCUUGCAGAUUUGGGAGAACAAUUUCACGUUGGAGCUGCCGGCGAACCUUGGCCGUAAUGGAAAGCUGUUGAGGCUUGACGUGGCGACGAAUCACCUCACCGGAACGAUUCCUCGCGAUUUGUGCGAAGGAGGGAGAUUAGAGACGUUAAUUUUGAUGGAGAACUACUUCGUCGGCCCGAUUCCUGAAGAACUCGGUGAGUGCAAAUCACUGAAUCGUGUACGCCUCGUGAAGAACUUCUUCAGUGGAACCAUACCAGCCGGUUUCUUCAACAUGCCAUUUUUGGAGAUGCUCGAGCUCAGCGACAACUUGUUCACCGGCGAACUUCCUUCGGAGAUUUCAGGCAAGGCACUCAGUAUAGUCUCCGUUUCUGUCAACAAAUUCACCGGGAAAGUUCCGCCGGCGGUCGGGAAUCUGGUUAAUUUGGUGAAUCUGGCUCUCGACGAGAACCAAUUUUCCGGUGAAAUUCCGGAGCAAAUCUUCAAUUUGAAGAAUCUUACGUCGAUCAAUCUUAGCGGCAACAACAUCAGCGGCGAAAUUCCGUCUUCGAUAACUGACUGUAAGUCCCUAACUUCGAUUGAUUUCAGCCAGAACGAUUUGUACGGUGAAAUUCCUGUAAAGCUUACGAAGUUAAUCAACUUGGGGAUACUCAAUCUAUCGAGAAAUCAUCUGACCGGUCCAAUACCUGUUGAAAUGGCUUCAAUGGCGAGCUUAACGAAACUAGACCUUUCCUACAACGACCUCUCCGGUAGAAUUCCCACCACCGGCCAGUUUCAAGCCUUCAACUCCAGCUCUUUCGCCGGAAACUCGAAGCUCUGUACAUCACGUAAUCAAUCUUAUUGCCCCAUACUCCAAAAUCCAACUCCAUCUUCAACAAAUCGCCACACGGCGUCGUUUGGGACUGCUAAGCUGAUUAUAGCCGUCAUCGGUGUCGUCACCGUAGUGCUGUGUUUGGUGGUUACUUUUGUGCGAAUCAGACAGAAGAGACUAGUGAAAUCAAGAGCCUGGAGGCUGACCACAUUCCAGAGGCUCGAUUUCAGAGCUGAGGACGUUCUGGAGUGCUUAAAAGAAGAGAACAUUAUCGGCAAAGGUGGUGCUGGGAUCGUUUACCGCGGGUCCAUGCCGGAUGGUCUCGACGUGGCGAUAAAGCGGUUAAUCGGGCGUGGUUCUGGCCGGAGCGAUCACGGAUUUUCCGCCGAAAUACAGACCUUAGGGAGGAUCCGGCACCGGAAUAUCGUGAGGCUGUUGGGGUACGUGUCGAACAAGGACACGAACUUGUUGCUGUACGAGUACAUGAGGAACGGGAGCUUGGGGGAGAUAUUGCAUGGGUGUAAAGGAGCUCAUUUACAGUGGGAGGCGAGGUAUAGGAUCGCGGUUGAGGCGGCCAAGGGGUUGUCUUAUCUUCACCAUGAUUGUUCGCCUCUCAUCAUUCACAGGGAUGUGAAGUCGAAUAACAUAUUGCUUGAUUCGGACUAUGAAGCUCAUGUUGCUGAUUUUGGGCUCGCCAAGUUCUUGGAGAAUGCUGGAGCGUCCGAGUGCAUGUCAUCUAUUGCUGGUUCUUACGGUUACAUUGCUCCAGAGUACGCCUACACACUGAAAGUCGACGAGAAAAGCGAUGUAUACAGUUUCGGCGUGGUACUUUUGGAGCUGAUCACCGGCCGGAAGCCAGUGGGCGAGUUCGGAGAAGGGGUGGACAUAGUGAGGUGGGUCAAGAAGACGAUAUCAGAGCUCACUCAGCCAUCUGAUACAGCUUCGGUGCUUGCAGUCGUCGAUCAAAGACUCAAUGGGUACCCACUUCCGAGUGUCAUCAACCUGUUUAAGAUUGCCAUGAUGUGCGUCGAAGAAGAGAGUGUUGCGAGGCCUACGAUGAGGGAAGUUGUGCACAUGCUUACCAAUCCUCCCCAGUCUGCUCCUAACCUCGGUACCCUUUAGACUCUUCACAUUUGAUUUUGGUGUGAAUAAUGCUAAUCUGGAUUUGUAAUAACUUUGACUGCAAAGACAAAUGGUUAGAUUUUGCAGCCAGUAAUGUUUGGGCUGUUUUGUUGCUUUAUUUCGAUGUUUUGUUUAGCUCUGCUGUGUUUUGCCCCUUGAAUUGUACAUAUUCUAAUGCAAUUAAAUUUAUGAUGUC